This is a messenger RNA of Monopterus albus (swamp eel), 362 nucleotides long. RefSeq names its product short transmembrane mitochondrial protein 1 (gene stmp1). Gene Ontology annotation, cellular component: respiratory chain complex. The record is from RefSeq and is a predicted model, not a curated record. The coding region runs from base 130 to 270 and encodes 46 amino acids. NCBI's taxonomy places the organism in Eukaryota, Metazoa, Chordata, Actinopteri, Synbranchiformes, Synbranchidae. The transcript has 3 exons.
UUGUUGAUGAUUACUUCGUUAGUCGAGCAGGCUGGUUAAUAUCCACUGAAACUUUGAAUUUAGUACCUGUUUUUUAGUCAUUACAUUGGUUUGCUGUCGACAGCCCUAUAGUGGCAUUGCCAUUUUACAAUGCUACAGUUCCUGGCUGGUUUCACCUUGGGAAAUGUUGUGGGGAUGUACCUCGCUCAAAAUUAUGAUGUUCCCAACAUAGCCAAGAAAAUUGAAGCUUUUAAAAAAGAUGUGGAGGCCAAAAAGAAGCCACCAGAGUGAACAAAAUGGGACUGUGUUGCUGGCAGAAGACAAUGGAGUGUGCAGAGAAACUAUUUGUUUUGCUGGGUUAUGUUACGAGUGUACAUUUGAUU